Messenger RNA from Argentina anserina (silverweed cinquefoil), 959 nucleotides. Its product is annotated as CASP-like protein 5B2. NCBI's taxonomy places the organism in Eukaryota, Viridiplantae, Streptophyta, Magnoliopsida, Rosales, Rosaceae. The record is from RefSeq and is a predicted model, not a curated record. Gene Ontology annotation, cellular component: membrane. The transcript is spliced from 3 exons. Bases 341 to 808 code for a protein of 155 amino acids.
UAAAUAGACAUACCUCUCCACCCCACCGGGACAUCAAUCCAUUUCUCUUUCCUUCCCGUCACCAUUAUAUUCCGUCCAUUUUUCUAUAUACCCAAACUAGACGAACACAACCAACCACCACUAGGGUUUUCCAUUAUAUUCCACUUCCUUCCAAAAUCAAAACCCCCAAAACAGAAACCCGAUUGAGACCGCAAUCCAAGUCAUUGAAUAUUCUGACAUUGGAAAGUUUCCGGAAAUGGAUGAGAGUGUGGGAGAUGUAGCUGCAGUGUGAAGCCUAGGGUUUUUGCUUUGGGGCCCUUCGAUCGGAGAAAGGGCCUCUAAGUUUUGUUCAAGGUCAGAAAUGAAGGAGCUCAUUGGUAGACCGGGGUCGGUUACUGGGUUACUGCUUAGAGUCGGCCAAUUUGGCUCUGCUGCCGCCGCCAUCGCUGUUAUGGUCUCCGCCGAUCGCUUCGCCACUUUCACCGCCUUCUGCUAUUUGAUUGCGUCAAUGGGGCUUCAAGUGCUAUGGAGCUUUGGGCUUGCUUGUCUUGAUAUUUAUGCUUUGAGGAGAAAGAGGGACCUCCAAAAUCCAAUCCUAGUUAGCCUGUUUGUUGUCGGUGAUUGGGUAACAGCUACUUUAUCACUGGCUGCUGCAAGCGCUUCAGCAGGAAUAGUAAUUUUAUAUGCAAAGGACACAAACUUCUGCACGUCAAAAUGGGAUAUACCAUGCCAGAAGUUCCAGAUCUCAGUGGCUUUUGCUUUCCUUACUUGGGCCUUUAUUGCCAUAUCUUCUCAUGUGAUGUUUUGGAUCCUAUUAGCUUCGGUCUAGAGAUUCUUGCUGUCCUUUUCUUUCUCCUCUGGGCCUGCUGCUGACAUACAUGUAAGUUACAGCAUUCAUUUGUUUUCUAUGUAAAUGAAAAGGUUUCUGUAACAUGCCUUAUCUUUUCUGGGGCAGCUCUCCGAAUCCUCGUAUUUGAGUU